This is a messenger RNA of Hibiscus syriacus, 2464 nucleotides long. Its product is annotated as receptor protein kinase-like protein At4g34220. Bases 218 to 2437 code for a protein of 739 amino acids. Gene Ontology annotation, molecular function: ATP binding; receptor serine/threonine kinase binding; protein kinase activity. Gene Ontology annotation, biological process: protein phosphorylation. The record is from RefSeq and is a predicted model, not a curated record. The transcript is spliced from 2 exons. NCBI's taxonomy places the organism in Eukaryota, Viridiplantae, Streptophyta, Magnoliopsida, Malvales, Malvaceae.
UACUGCAAAUUAUAAUCAACUCUGCUGUUCAUUUAGUUGGGUUCCCUUUAUUACCUAUGUCUUACAUCUUUUUAGCAGCCCCACCAUUGAUUUGGUGACCAAAACAGGUAUAAUUGCAGUCGGUCACCAUCUCUCUCUCUUUCUUAGCUUCCAUGGCUUAAUAUGAAUAUGUAGCCUGAGGUGCAAACUGAUCAGCUUAUCAUCCUUGGAUUUCAACAUGAAAUCUUUCCAUUGCUUCACAUUUCUUCUUCCUCUUCUAUUAACUCCUUCAACGGCUCUCAACAAUGAUGGGGUCCUUUUGCUUUCUUUCAAAUACUCCAUCCUCAGUGACCCAUUAUCAGUCUUGCAAAGCUGGAACUAUGACGAUGAAACCCCGUGUGCAUGGACUGGAGUAAACUGCACUGAAAUUGGAAUUCCAGGAACGUCAGAUGUGUUGAGGGUAACCAGCUUGGUCCUCCCCAAUAGCCAACUUCUUGGUUCCAUUUCAGAAGAUAUUGGCUAUAUCCAGCACCUUCGCCACUUGGAUCUUUCAAGCAACUUCUUUAAUGGAACUUUGCCGAGCUCUAUUUUCAACUCAACUGAGCUUCAGGUACUGUCGUUAUCUGGUAAUGUCAUCUCCGGUGAGUUGCCUGAAUCCAUUGGUGGGAUGACUAGUCUUCAGAUCUUGAAUCUCUCUGAUAAUGCCUUGUCUGGGAAGGUACCCAAGAAUUUGACUGCUUUUCAGAACUUUACUGUUGUGUCUUUAAGGGGCAACUACUUCACAGGUGAUAUACCAAGUGGGUUCGAUUCAGUUGAGGUACUGGAUUUGUCCUCAAAUCUACUCAAUGGAUCUCUCCCCAUAGAUUUUGGCGGUGCUAAUCUGGGUUUAUUGAACUUAUCUUACAACAAGAUUUCAGGGCCAAUAUUACCAGAGUUUGCAAAGCAAAUUCCUCAUAAAGCUACCAUUGAUCUCUCAUUCAAUAACUUAACUGGUGCAAUCCCGGAGUCUGCAACUUUGCUUAAUCAGAAAACUGAGUCGUUUUCAGGUAACUUCGAUCUAUGUGGGAAACCGUUGAAAAACCCUUGUUCGAUUCCUUCAACGCUUUCAACUCCACCCAAUAUGUCCCAGUCCAUAUCACCAGCCAUUGCAGUGAUAUCGAAGUCAACUGACUCAACCCCAGUUGCAAGCUCAACACCUGGAGAACCAAAUAACAUCCAAAACCAAGCGAAAGCCAGCCUAAAUCCAGGCACAAUAACAGCAAUAGCUGUAGCGGAUUUAGCUGGCAUCUCAAUUCUCGGCAUGAUCGUUCUCUACGUAUACCAACUCAAGAAGCGAAAAGCUCUCACCCAAAGCAUCACAACAACAACAAGCAACGUCGAGAAAAAACCAGACGUUCCACUCUCGACAAUAAUGCCAUCUUCGUGUUCAUGCAUCAAGUUAAAGCUCGUAGAGACAUCGGAGACAACCAGUUCCGAUAGCGAAAUGGAAGAGAAAAACCAAGGGGUCAAUGUGAACCCAACCGAGGAGUACCAGAAAGGAGGGGAGCUAGUGACGGUGAACGAGGAAACCGAGCACCUGGAGUUAGAAACUUUGUUGAAAUCAUCAGCUUAUGUUUUAGGGACGAGUGGGUCGAGCAUCGUGUACAAAGCCGUGCUAGAAAACGGCACUGCAUUUGCCGUGAGAAGGAUCGGAGACAGUUCAACGGAGAGGUUAAAGGAUUUCGAAAGCCAAGUACGAAGCAUGGCCAAGUUAAAGCACCCGAAUUUGGUUAAGGUUCUAGGGUUCUACAGGGGAAACGAUGAGAAGCUCGUCAUCUAUGAAUACAUCUCCAAUGGCAGCCUCGGUUGCUCCAGUUCCAGAAGAUCGAGUUCAUCAUCGCCUUGCCAUUUCACACUCGAAGCUCGUCUCAAAAUCGCAAGGGGAGUGGCUCGGGGGCUGGCCUACAUCCACGAAAAGAAACAAGUGCAUGCCAACAUCAAGCCCACCAACAUCCUAUUAAACUCCAAUUUGGAGCCUUUAAUAAGUGAUCUUGGAUUAGACCGUCUAGUCUCCGCCAGGUUUUUAAGCAGCCAACGAUCAACAACCUCUCGAGAUGGUCCACUCGACACAGCAGCCUCAUCGUCGUCGCCGUAUCGAGCCCCGGAGUCAAUAAAGAACCUCAAACCAAACCCCAAAUGGGAUGUCUACUCAUUUGGCAUAAUUUUGCUAGAACUUCUGAGUGGGAGAGUCUUCUCGGCGGCAGAGUUGGGGCAGUGGGCUGUACCGGCGGGUUCCGUCGGGGAAGAGAAGAACCGGGCUGUUCGGUUGAUUGAUGUGGUGAUAAGGGGUGACAUGGAAGGCAGGGAAGAAGCCGUGCUGGCAUGUUUUAGAUUAGGGUUCAGUUGUGCAUCGUAUGUGCCGCAAAAGAGACCUUCCAUGAAAGCAGCAGUUCGAAUCCUAGAAAAAAAUGGCUUUUGAUUCAUCUUCUUCCUUUUCAUGUUAAAC